This is a messenger RNA of Mandrillus leucophaeus (drill), 442 nucleotides long. It is a transcript of the gene SCGB1A1, whose product is annotated as secretoglobin, family 1A, member 1 (uteroglobin). Gene Ontology annotation, biological process: signal transduction. The transcript has 3 exons. The record is from RefSeq and is a predicted model, not a curated record. Lineage: Eukaryota; Metazoa; Chordata; Mammalia; Primates; Cercopithecidae. Gene Ontology annotation, cellular component: cytoplasm. The coding region runs from base 63 to 338 and encodes 91 amino acids.
UACUAGCCCACCAGUCUCAGAGACGGAAUCAUUGAUGGGCCAGAGCAUCCCCCGCCUCCACCAUGAAACUCCCUGUCACCCUCCCCCUGGUCACGCUGGCUCUCUACUGCAGCUCCGCUUCCGCAGAGGUCUGCCCGACCUUUCUGCGUGUCAUUGAAUCCCUGUUCCUGGACACACCCUCCAGUUUUGAGGCUGCCAUGGGAUUUUUCAGCCCCGAUCAAGACAUGAGUGAGGCAGGGGCUCAGCUGAAGAAGCUGGUGGACACCCUCCCCGCAAAGACCAGAGACAGCAUCAUUAAGCUCAUGGAAAAAAUAGAGAAAAGCUUACUGUGUAAUUAGGAUUUAGAAGCCGAAGAUCCCCAACUGCUCCAGCCCCUGCCGCUGCCGUGCUUUGAGUCCACGCCCACCGGCCUUGCUCCCUUCAAUAAACCACAAGCAUCUCA